GCUGUCAGCCUAGGAUGAGCUGCACAGUAAAUAGGUUUUGAAUUCUUCCAGUCUAAAUUUAACUGGUGCAAGAGUCUGCAAACAGCAGGGCUGGCUAGCUAGCAAACCACAAUUGCCCGCAUCCAAGAUUUAUUUUCCUAUUUUUUUAAAUUUAAAAGUGGAGGAAAGCAAGGGAGCCUGCAAUGCCAGCUCAGCACAACAGAUCCAGGGCCAAGGAGCGAAACAAUGUUUUAAACAGACCUGAGUUCAUGUCUCUUAACCAGCCCGUGAGGAACCCUCAUGAGGGGAGAAGUCCGGCGAAGAAGUACAGUGGGCAGGCAGGGCCACCACAGCAGGCUCCCACCGACACCAAGGAUUCCGCCCAGCUACCAGAGGAGGACUGCAUGCAGCUUAACCCUUCCUUCAAAGGAAUUGCUAUUAACUCUUUGCUGGCUAUUGAUAUCUGCUUGUCCAAAAGGAUGGGAGUCUGUGCCAGGAGCUCGUCCACCUGGAGCAGUGCCAGGCCCAUCGUCAAACUGAUUGGAAUCACAGGCCAUGGCAUCCCCUGGAUUGGCGGCACACUGUUCUGCCUGACCAAGAGUUACACACCAGCAGGUCAGGAGGUCCUUCUAAAUCUUCUCAUGGCCUUGAUCCUGGACAUUGUGAUGGGGGCAGGACUGCAGAAGCUUGUGAAGAGGAGAGGCCCUUCUGAGGGGGCUCGAGGGAUAUUGGAUUACAUGGUCAUGGAUGUGUUUGCCUUCCCAGCGGCCCAGGCCACCCGAGCGGUGAUGGUGACCAGGUUCUUCCUCAACCACCUGGUCCUGGCGGUGCCCCUGCGGAUCCUGAUGGUCAUCUGGGCCGCAGUCAUCGGCCUGUCCCGCGUUAUGAUCGGGCGCCACCACCUGACCGACGUCCUCUGCGGGUUUAUCAUCGGCUACUUACAGUUCAACUUUGUGGAGUUGCUGUGGCUACCGUCUGGCACCUGCCAACUGCUGGCAUCAGCCAUUCCACUCUGACCACCACAGGAGCUGCAGGGAUGAAGCAGGAGAGAGGCGGCUAUGGGCGUGGGGUGGUGAGCACACACACACACACACACACCCCACCCGCAAAACCAUGGAACAAUAAUUUGUAAUGCCUCAUACAGCCUGCCAUUGAUUAACGCAGUUUGGGGAAAAAUUAAAAGACAAUUUUGCCUUUUAGAUUCUUUAGACGAUAGAAAUUUUGAUAAUUGCAUUUGAAAAUGGAAACGAUUUGCUUGUUAUGAAGGUUAGCUGGGUGGUGUGGGUGGGGGGAGGGGGUUGGCUGCCAAGAUCACAUAACCUUCAACUUAUAAACCAUGAAUGAAACUCUUAACAAUUCUGAAAGGUGACACAGUCUAUUGAAUAGGAACUGAUGGAACAUUCAACUGGUAGAAAUGUACGAAGGAUGCUGUCGUGUGUUACUGACGUCCAAAAUCUAGCUGCGCUUGCCAUCACUCUGCUGGGUUUAGUGAGGAUAUCUUACUGUCAACGCGAUGUGUUAUCGCCCAGUGACUUGCAAGUAAAUGGAUAAAUAAAUGAUCAUCGUGGAUUUAUAUGAACAUACAAGCGCUUGGGCAUGAAUUCAAAAGCUGGGUGUUGGCUCCCCAUCAGAGCAGCUGCUCCCAAGCCAGUGGCCGCACCAGGACCGCUGGAACCAGCCCAUUGACCAGCGCACGCACGCCAGCUGUGAGCCACAAACCGGUAAAUGAGAUGGACGCGCUGUAUUCAUGCAGUUCACCGCCAUUCAACCUCACUGGACCGGGAGGGCGAGUGCACUUCAGUGGCACAAGUGUUAGUGAAAGGACUGUGAUUGUGCGAUCUCCUGGAAUAAGCAUGAUGUUUUUGUUUAUGAAUGUAUGAAAUGCAUUUCUAUUCUGUACUGGUAUUGGGUGGAUGAUUUCCAAUAUAAAGCUUUGUUUGCCCUCUG
Molecule: messenger RNA, 1926 nt
Organism: Amblyraja radiata (thorny skate)
Lineage: Eukaryota; Metazoa; Chordata; Chondrichthyes; Rajiformes; Rajidae
Product: inactive phospholipid phosphatase 7
Exons: 2
Coding region: 183-995 (270 amino acids)
Cellular component (GO): nuclear envelope
Molecular function (GO): sphingosine-1-phosphate phosphatase activity
Source: RefSeq, a predicted model, not a curated record